This is a messenger RNA of Aspergillus pseudonomiae, 990 nucleotides long. Its product is annotated as glycoside hydrolase family 75 protein. Lineage: Eukaryota; Fungi; Ascomycota; Eurotiomycetes; Eurotiales; Aspergillaceae. Gene Ontology annotation, molecular function: chitosanase activity. The record is from RefSeq and is a predicted model, not a curated record. The coding region runs from base 1 to 990 and encodes 329 amino acids. The transcript has 5 exons.
AUGGCGUCGAAGACCACCGUGAGUCUCUCGGCUCUCUAUCUUAUGUUCGGUAGCUUCUGCCUGGGUAAGACGGCCGAUAUGUCGGCUUUCAAUAACCCCAGUCAUGGGCCGCCAGCCGCAGAUUUUGCUGCAGCAGACUCGCUGCCGGUCUCAGUCCUUCAGGCAGCAGCUGCAGCAGCUAGCAUAGUUCCGAAGGACGCAACAUACCCCUUUAGCCUGGGUAGCUCGGAAAAGUCUACCAUACACAGCGACUGGGUAUCCUUUAAAGAGGGUGCUGCUUUGUCCUGGGUGGCUGAUAUGGAUGUGGAUUGCGAUGGAGUUAACCAUAAAUGCGAGGGAAACCAAGAUGGCCAGCCCCAGACAAAUUGGGGGGCUCUGUCUGCAUAUGCAGUGCCUUACAUCGUGAUCCCCGAUAGGUUCCUAGCUGCAAAUAAGGAUAUUCUGCCAGGAAAUAAUAUUGCGGCUGUGAUUUGUAAUGGAAAGAUGUACUAUGGGAUCCUCGGCGACUCUAAUGGGGAUGACCCCCAAAUUACUGGUGAAGCGUCAUGGCUGAUGGCGAAGACAUGCUUCCCCAACGAUAAUCUCCAGGGAAACAAUGCCCAUUCGUCUAAAGAUGUUACUUGUAAGUGUUCUUGCCGGCUAAACCUCCCAAAGAAGGAGCUGCUCAUGAACUGUAAAGAUAUUCUUUUCACUGGCGAACGUGCUGUUCUCCCUGAUAACGUCAUGGACAAGACGUAUAUCACAGAUUUCGACACCCUGAGAACUAUGGGCGACAAGCUUGCCAGGGCUCUUGCCUCGAACUUGGGCACGCCAAAUUCAACCGAAUCCGAAUCCGAAUCCGCAUCUGCAGCUGCAAGCUUAUGGGCUGGACGGGAAGGUGAAGCGAUUUUGAAUAUAUCUUGUUGGAAUGCGAUGGCUGCUUGGUAUAGGGAUACUUCUGAUUGUGACUUUUUAUCUUGGGAUUUCAGUCUCGGACAUGUUGUAGGGUGA